Molecule: messenger RNA, 815 nt
Organism: Mangifera indica (mango)
Lineage: Eukaryota; Viridiplantae; Streptophyta; Magnoliopsida; Sapindales; Anacardiaceae
Product: CASP-like protein 1F1
Exons: 3
Coding region: 138-686 (182 amino acids)
Source: RefSeq, a predicted model, not a curated record
AUGUUCUAUAAAUACUCACCAUAAAUUCACACUCUUGUACCUCAUCCAUAACUCUAGCUCGUAGCUUUCAUAAUACAGUAAGCUGUUUCCUCUGUUUUCAUCAGUCUUGUUUAUCUGCAAGUUUCAAACCUCUCAGAAUGGACAGCUCUGGAGCCAAGUUUGAACAGAAUCCUCCUCUGAAAGCCCAAAGAAUUUUCCAUCUUGCACAAAUUUUCCUGAGGCUUUUCGCCAUUGGUACUUCAUUGGCUGCAACAUGUGCGAUGGCCUCCGCAAAGCAAUCUGUUGUGGUCUUUGGCACCUCCUUUGAAGCUCGAUAUAGCUAUUCUUCCGCUUUCAAGUUUUUUGUUUUUGGAAAUGCUACGGCAUGUGGCUGCACAAUACUUUCCUUGUUCUACGUUUUCGUCCUUGGUCGACAGCAAAGCUCAAGCCCUAAAAAAUAUUUUUUCUUGUUCAUUCACGAUUUGGUGACGAUGAGCUUGGUGAUUUCUGCAUCUUCUGCAGCAACAGCAGUAGGCUAUAUUGGCAAAUAUGGCAACAACCACAUCGGCUGGGCAGCCGUUUGUGAUAACUUCGGCAAAUUUUGUAACAAAAUUGUAGUUUCUUUUACUCUCUCUUACUUCUCUUUCCUUUCCUUGAUGAUUCUUACUAUCAUCUCAGCACGCAGGUCUACACAAAUUCAAGUUUAAUCACAACUUUGUAAUGCCACUUGAUGUACGUAUGGUAUAAUGUUUCAGAAACAAUAAGCUCUGUUGUAAUUUGUAAACAAUAAGCUCUGUUGUAAUUUGUAGCUUUCGAAUCUACUUUUCUUCAGAAAA